AUGGUGGCAGACGAAGCACAAACUUCCUCAGUCCGACAGCCCGAUUCUGAAAGGAACCAACAACUCAAAAUGGCGCCUCCGGGAACAUUUAGUUUCGUGCCAGCAGAGUGGCCGAAGUAUAUAACUAGAUUCAAAAGGUAUAUGAGCGUAUCGGGAAAUGAAGAAUUAAGUGAUAAAAGUAAAAUAGAUUUUCUGUUAUACUCGAUGGGAGAUAAGGCAGAAGACAUAAUUAUUCAAUUUGAUAAAAAUUUAACUUAUACAGAGUUACUUCAGAGUUUUGACAAAUUUUUCUUUCCCAAGAAGAAUGUAAUUUACGAAAGAUUCAAAUUUAACUCAAGGGUACAAAAGGAAGGGGAAGAUUUUGAUCAAUUUGUCACGGAUUUGCAUAAGUUAGCAGAGGGAUGCGAGUAUAACUUGUUAAAAGAAGAACUUAUACGAGAUAGAGUAGUGAUUGGCAUAAGGGAUAGAAAUAUAAGUGACAGGAUGCUCUUAAAAAAUGACUUAAAGCUUGAGGAGGCUAUUCAAAUGGGAAAGCAAGCGGAAAUACAAAAAAAAGAGAGUAUGAUUAUAAGAGAAAAUAAGGAAGAAAGUGAAAUAAAUAGGGUGAAAGUAGGAACAACAACAGCACAAAGAAACAACGAAGAACUACAAUUAAAAGGAAAUUGUUGGUUUUGUGGACAAAAAAGACAUCCUAGGUGCAAAUGUCCAGCAUCAAAUAUAACAUGCUUCAAGUGUCGAAAAACGGGGCAUUUUGCUAGGUUGUGCAGAGCCAAGAUAGUAAAAAAUAUUGAGAAGGAAGAAAUAGGAACUACAUAUGAGGUUAGUUUCUGUGAGUCAAAACAAAAGUAUUUAAUAGACGUAGAUGUUUUUCAAGAGGACCAGUUUAUAAGUAAAGUAAAAUUUCUUAUUGAUACAGGAGCAGACAUAAGUGCUAUACCAGACAAUAUUAUAAAAGGAUGUGGACUCUCUAUAGUGAAAAGUGAUGAUGUGAUCAAAGGACCAGAUGGGACAAAAUUAGUGGUUUUGGGAACUACUAAUUUAAAGCUUAGGUCUUUUAUUGUAAGUACCAGUAAAGGGAAAUAUAGACGAAAUAGAUGGCAUCUGAAUAAAGCAAUUGAUUGUAAUCCAUCGUAUGGGGAUUCAAGUUUUUUACAUUUUGAUGAUGUUUGUAGUGGGGGUUAUAAUAAUACUGAAGGUCAGUCAUCGGGUGUUUCAGAUCAAAAUGAGAUAUUGAUCAAUACAGAUAUAGCAAGCUCGGCGGAGGAUGAAUCUAUAAAUAAUAAUGGAGAGCAAGUUCAAAGAAGAUCUGAAAGACUUGUUAGACGACCUAGAUAUUUAGAUGAUUAUGAGUGU
Molecule: messenger RNA, 1353 nt
Organism: Brenthis ino (lesser marbled fritillary)
Lineage: Eukaryota; Metazoa; Arthropoda; Insecta; Lepidoptera; Nymphalidae
Source: the annotation of a GenBank genome assembly